Messenger RNA from Oncorhynchus tshawytscha (Chinook salmon), 3577 nucleotides. RefSeq names its product polymerase (DNA directed), delta 1, catalytic subunit (gene pold1). Gene Ontology annotation, cellular component: delta DNA polymerase complex. Gene Ontology annotation, molecular function: DNA binding; 3'-5'-DNA exonuclease activity; nucleotide binding. The transcript has 27 exons. Gene Ontology annotation, biological process: DNA-templated DNA replication; DNA replication proofreading; base-excision repair, gap-filling. The coding region runs from base 148 to 3414 and encodes 1088 amino acids. The record is from RefSeq and is a predicted model, not a curated record. Lineage: Eukaryota; Metazoa; Chordata; Actinopteri; Salmoniformes; Salmonidae.
CACGGGUUUCCGCUCUAUUGACCAAUCACCACGUGCGCUGUGGAAAUCCUCCGCUCUUUCCGGGGGUGGAAGUUCACGAAUUAAACGCACAAGUGGCGGGAGUUGUUGUCAAGUAGGAUCUGAUCGAAGUCACCACAUUGAACAAAGAUGGAUGCUAAAAGGCGGAAUAGUGGUCUGCCGAGGGGCGGAGCGUCCCAGGCCAAGCGUGGUAAAACUGGGGAUUGGGAAGACAGCCCGUCAAACUUCGAGGAGGAACUCGCCCUGUUCGAAGAAGCCGAUAUGGAGGCGGAGGAGAGGGAAGGACAGGCGGGGCAUGACGUCAUCCCUGUUGGUGAGCUGUUCUCUGCUGACCUCAACCCCCGAUGGCGUAGGCCGCAGGCCGCCCCUCUUAACCCGGACUCUGACACCCUGGUCUUCCAACAGAUUGACCUCGACUACUAUUUAGGGGCUGUUGUGGCUGGCAUGCCAGGUCAGUCUCAGGGGAAUGUACCAAUAAUCCGCAUGUUUGGGGUGACUGACAGCGGGAACAGUGUGUGCUGCCACGUGCACGGCUUUGCCCCCUAUUUCUACAUCCCUGCCCCCAAUGGGUUCACCAGUGAUCACUUGAGUGAGUUCAAAAGGGAGCUUAACUCUGCUGUGCUGAAGGACAUGCGCUCCAACAAGGACAACAUAUCGGUCACUGUGCUGGCGGUGGACAUCACACGCAAAGAAAGUAUGUAUGGUUACCAUGGGAAACGGAUUGCGGACUUCCUUUGCAUCACUAUGGCAAUGCCUCGUCUGAUUGCCCCGGCGAAGAGGCUCCUGGAGCAGGGAUUUAAGUUUGGACAUUUCCCCAUUCAGAGCUUCUCUUCCUACGAGGCUAACAUCGACUUUGAGAUCAGGUUUAUGGUGGACAGCGAUGUGGUGGGUUGCUGCUGGAUUGAGCUGCCCAAAGGGAAGUACCGGGUGAGGGAGGAGAGGAUGUUGGGGAAGACGGACGCUCACCACCCAGGCAAGGUGUCUCUGUGUCAGUAUGAGGUUGAUGUGGGAUGGACCCAGCUGAUCAGUCACCCAGCAGAGGGAGAGUACCAGAGGAUCGCUCCUCUCAGGGUUCUCAGCUUUGACAUUGAGUGUGCUGGGAGAAAAGGGAUUUUUCCAGAGGCAGAGAAAGACCCAGUGAUCCAGAUAGCCUCCAUGGUGCAGCGACAGGGAGAGAAGGAACCCUUCAUCCGCACCGUCUUCACCCUCCAGUCCUGCUCCAGCAUCGUGGGCUCCCAGGUCCUGUGCUUUACUAAAGAGAGCCAGUUACUACAGAGCUGGGCUGAGUUUGUGAGGACAGUGGAUGCAGACAUCAUCACUGGGUACAACAUCCAGAACUUUGACCUUCCCUACCUGCUGAACAGAGCAGCUACCCUGAAGGUCAAGCUGUUCCCCUACCUGGGCAGAGUACAGGGCAUCAAGUCAGUCCUGAGAGACUCUAGUUUCCAGAGCAAACAGAUGGGCCGCAGAGAGAACAAGAUCCUCAACAUGGAGGGACGAGUUCAGUUUGACCUGCUCCAGGUGCUGCUGAGGGACUACAAACUGCGCUCAUACACACUCAACGCCGUCAGCUUCCACUUCCUGCAAGAACAAAAGGAGGAUGUUCAGCAUUCUAUCAUCACAGAUCUGCAGAAUGGUAAUGAGCAGACCCGGAGGCGCCUGGCAGUGUACUGCCUGAAGGAUGCCUACCUGCCCCUGCGUCUGCUGCAGAAGCUGAUGUGUGUGAUCAACUACAUGGAGAUGGCCAGAGUCACCGGGGUUCCCCUCACCUACCUGCUCUCCAGAGGCCAGCAGAUCAAAGUGGUGUCCCAGCUACUGCGGCAGGCAAUGAAACAGGGGCUGGUCAUGCCAGUGGUGAAGCCUGAGGGAGGUGAAGACUACACUGGAGCUACAGUCAUUGAGCCAGAGAAAGGAUACUACAGCGUCCCCAUCGCCACCCUGGAUUUCUCCUCCCUGUAUCCCUCCAUCAUGAUGGCCCACAACCUCUGUUACACCACCCUGCUUCAGAAGGGCUCAGCGGAGAAGCUGGGUUUGACCCCAGAGGACUUCAUCAAGACUCCCACAGGAGACUUGUUUGUUAAGAGCUCGGUGAGGAAGGGACUUCUGCCUGAUAUCCUGGAGGACCUGCUCUCUGCCAGGAAGAAGGCCAAAGCGGAGCUGAAAAAGGAAACGGAUCCUUUCAAGAAACAGGUCCUUGAUGGUCGACAGCUCGCUCUCAAAAUCAGCGCCAACUCAGUCUAUGGCUUUACAGGGGCUCAGGUGGGCAAGCUGCCCUGCCUUGAGAUCUCACAGAGUGUUACUGGGUUUGGCAGACAGAUGAUUGAGCAGACUAAACAGCUGGUGGAAUCCAAGUACACCACCGCCAACGGUUACCAAGCCGAUGCCAAGGUCAUCUAUGGGGACACGGACUCCGUCAUGGUCAAACUGGGCGUGGACACUGUGAGCAGGGCCAUGGAGGUUGGGAGGGAGGCGGCAGAGUGGGUCUCCUCCCACUUCACCCCUCCCAUCAAACUGGAGUUUGAGAAGGUGUACUACCCCUAUCUGUUGAUCAACAAGAAGCGCUACGCAGGCCUCUACUUCUCCUCAAGCGCCGACACUCACGACAAGAUGGACUGCAAGGGUAUCGAGACGGUCCGCAGAGACAACUGUACCCUGGUGGCCAAUCUGAUCAAUACCUGCCUGCAGACCAUUCUGAUAGACAGAGAUCCCCAGGGUGCGGUGGCCCACGCCAAAGAGGUGAUCUCUGACCUGCUGUGUAACCGCAUCGACAUCAGCCAGCUGGUUAUCACCAAGGAGCUGACCCGCACAGCCCAGGAGUACGCUGCCAAGCAGGCGCAUGUGGAGCUGGCUGAGAGGAUGAAGAAGAGAGACGCAGGUAGCGCCCCCCAACUGGGAGACAGAGUUCCCUAUGUCAUCAUCAAAGCUGCCAAAGGAGUAGCAGCAUACAUGAAGUCUGAGGAUCCAAUCUAUGUUCUGGAGAACAACAUUCCCAUUGACACCCAGUACUACCUGGAACAACAGCUCUCCAAGCCACUGCUCCGCAUCUUUGAGCCCAUCCUGGGAGAGAGCAAAGCAGAGAGCGUCUUACUGAAGGGGGAUCACACGCGCUGUAAGACAGUGUUGACCUCCAGGGUGGGGGGGCUCAUGGCCUUUGCCACCAAGAGGAGCGCCUGUAUUGGUUGCAGAGCAGUGCUGAAGGACGAUGCGGCUAUCUUCCACUUAAGUACUCUGGAGGAGCGCUUCUCUCGCCUGUGGACACAGUGUCAACGCUGUCAGGGCUCUCUCCAUGAGGAUGUGCUCUGUACCAGCCGGGACUGUCCCAUAUUCUACAUGAGGAAGAAGGUGCAGAAAGAUCUGGAUGAUCAGGAGAAGCUGGUGUCUCGCUUUGGAUGGUGAGAGACAACCAACAGACUCCAUAUUCACCGGCUCCCCUCUCUCCCCACUCCUGCUCGUUCCCUCUCCAGGAAAGGAUUUGUACUCUAUUGUCUUGCAAGAAUUAUAAAUGUUACACUAUUUUAUUGAAAUAUGAAUCUAAAUAAAUGGCAUUUUUUUGUAGAAA